AUGCAUAACAGUAACACCGAUAUCUGGCUUGCCGGAGCAAUAGCAGCUUUUACAGUCGAUUUUAUCGUUUAUCCUCUCGACACUCUCAAGACUCGGAUUCAAUCACCGAGAUACAAAGAGCUAUACACAGAUGCUGCUACAGGAGCGGUCCAGCGAAGAUUUCUCUUCCGAGGGUUGUAUCAGGGGAUAUGGAGUGUUGUCGUAGCUACAAUCCCUUCUUCAGGAGCAUUCUUCACUACAUAUGAAGGCAUCAAAUACAUCUUGAAUUCAGCGGCCACAAAAAAUUCCGAUGAUUCCACCAUCAACAAUAAACUAGCAUUCAAGCACUCUCUUCCAACGCCAGUAAUAAAUGGGAUCGCCUCUUCAGCUGCAGAGUGCGUGUCAUGUUUUAUCCUCACUCCAGCCGAAGUCUUGAAACAGAAUGCGCAAAUGGUCAGCUCAUCAGACAAUAACCGCUCCAGAGGAAAAUCAUCGACUACCUUAAGAAGACAUCCGACCAUGCAGGUUCUAUCAACGUUCCGAGCUCAUCCCACACAUCUCUGGCGAGGGUACGGAGCUCUUGUUGCUCGAAACCUACCGUUCACAGCCAUGCAAUUCCCACUUUUCGAGUAUCUACGAGAAAGAACACAAAAUAAAUGGCACCAAAAGCAGCAGACGGGGCACCAGGAGCAAACUGUCACAGAAAGGGCUCUAAUUACGGCAUUAUCUGCCGGGUUGGCGGGCGGCGUAGCGGCAGUUGUUACUACACCGAUUGACGUUGUCAAAACGAGGAUUAUGCUCAAUGCCGCCACCGAGGAAGGGGAACAGAAUGUGUCGUCUGCGUCUAGGAGGAGGGGAGCAGUGGCUGUUGGGAAGGAAGUAUAUCGGAAAGAAGGCAUGCGUGGCUUGUUCAAGGGGGUUUUCCUGAGAGGAGGGUGGACGUCGUUAGGCUUAGGGCUGUAUUUGAGUGCCUACGAGUCUGGAAGAAUGUAUUUCGAGAAGAGAAGAGAGGAUAAAGAUAAGUAG
Talaromyces stipitatus ATCC 10500 is the source of this 1005-nucleotide messenger RNA. Its product is annotated as mitochondrial carrier protein, putative. The transcript has 3 exons. The record is from RefSeq and is a predicted model, not a curated record. Lineage: Eukaryota; Fungi; Ascomycota; Eurotiomycetes; Eurotiales; Trichocomaceae. Gene Ontology annotation, molecular function: S-adenosyl-L-methionine transmembrane transporter activity. Gene Ontology annotation, cellular component: mitochondrial inner membrane. The coding region runs from base 1 to 1005 and encodes 334 amino acids.